This is a messenger RNA of Branchiostoma belcheri (Belcher's lancelet), 9811 nucleotides long. Its product is annotated as microtubule-associated protein 2-like. The record is from RefSeq and is a predicted model, not a curated record. The coding region runs from base 1 to 6921 and encodes 2306 amino acids. NCBI's taxonomy places the organism in Eukaryota, Metazoa, Chordata, Leptocardii, Amphioxiformes, Branchiostomatidae. Gene Ontology annotation, biological process: microtubule cytoskeleton organization; neuron projection development. Gene Ontology annotation, molecular function: microtubule binding. Gene Ontology annotation, cellular component: neuron projection. The transcript is spliced from 28 exons.
AUGGGAAAAGUACCACCUGAAACAGCUACAAAAGAUGUGGAUAAAGCACCACCUGAAGUAGCUACAAAAGAUGUGAAUGAAGAACCACCUGAACCAGCUGCAAAAGAUGGGGAUAAAGUAGCUGCAAAAGAAGUCGAUAAAGCACCACCUGAAACAGCUGCAACAGAUGUGGAUAAAGUAACAUCUGAAGCAGCUGCAAAAGAUGUGGAUAAAGUACUGCUCGAAACAUCUUCAAAAGAUGUGGAAAAAGUACCACCUGAAACAGCUACAAAAGAUAUGGAUAAAGUACCACCUGAAGUAGCUACAAAAGAUGUGAAUGAAGUACCACCUGAAGCAGCUGUUAAAGAUGGGGAUAAAGUACAACCUGAAGCAGCUGCUAAAGAUUUAGAUGAGGCACCAACAGAAACAGCAGCUCUCAUGAGUGACUCUAAAACUCCUUCCAAAACAGAUGUUAAAGUUUCACCUAUAGUGCCAUCAGAAACAUCUGCUAAGGACAAAACUAAGGAACAUUUAAAAGCAGCUGUAAAAGAUAAAGAGAAAGAUGCUAAAGAUGAAGCUAAGGCAGAACCAUCUGGUGAAAAGGAAGAUAAGGUACCAUUGGAACCAGCUGAUAAAGAUAAAACUAGACAAUUGUCGGAAGCUUUUGCAAAAGAGGAAGCUAAAGAACUAUCAGCUGAAGCUAAAGUAGCAUCAGAAAAGAGGACUGUAGAAUCAUUAGAAUCAACUGUCGCAGUAACAUCAGAGUCAGGUGUCAAGGGUGAUGCUAAAGAACUUCCACAGCCAGAUAAAAAAGAUCCAGAUGAUGAACAUAAAAAAACUGCAGAAGUAGGUACAAAAGAUGAAGCUAAAGAACCUUCAAAGUUAGUUGUUAAAGAUGAAGCUAAAGUAACCGAGGAAACAGUUGCUAAAGAUGAAACUAAAGUCUCAUCAGAGCCACCUCUAAAAGUUGAAGCCAAGCUACCGGCAGAACCAGAUGUGCAAGAACCAACUAAAGAUGAAGCUAAACAGACACCUGUCCCCACUCCUGACAAGCUCCCUGCAUCAGAUGGUGUACAGGCAGCAAAGGCUUUCCCAGAUACAGCUUUACAAGAAAAAGCAUCCCAGGGGGUCAGUAAUCUACCAGGUGAUGCUAAGCAGCCCGUGCAAUCAAAGGACAAGCCUCAUCCUGUGACAGAAUCAAAGGAUUCCAGAUCAGAAGACCAGGCAGGUCCUGAGGUAGAUAAGGGAUUAUCUAACCCCCAUGAUGAUACCAUUAAAGAGGAUCUGGCACCUCUGCAAAAAUGUAAAGAAGAAGAGAAGGCCACUGAUGAUAAAGGUAAACCAGAUGAAAAACAAAUCCCGGAUUCAAGAGAUGAGAAAGACAUAAAAGACAUCGUAGGGUCAAAAAUGCCAACCAAAGAGGAUAAGGAAGUUUGUGAACCCAAAAUAGAGGAUGUUGAAAAACCUGUUAAAUCAGGCAAAGGCAGUAAGGGGGAAGUAGCUGAAAGUAUAGCAUUAAACAAGGUGUCAGGUCAGAGCAAGGACAAAGAUACGGAGCCAACUUCAGAGGUUACUGAUGAAAUAACUGUAGCACAGGAAUCUGCAAAAGAUCAGAAGGAGCCCGAAAAGGUUUCAGAGCCUGAGAAGCUGAAGGAACUGGCUGCGACUGAAUAUAAGAAAGAUCACCCUGAACCCAAGGUGGAAUUAGAUGAUUUGUCUAAGAAGGUGAAAGAUGCUGAUGCGGACAGAGAUGUUACAGUGGAUAAGGAUGCUUCAAAGUCAGCAGAAAAAGAAAUAGAUGCCGCUGGAAAGAAAGAGGGAGCACAGAAAGAUGAGACCAGCGCUACGAAAUCUCCAGAGCAAAGUGGAAAGAAGGAUGAGGAGUCAGACACUACAAAAGCUGAGCCGAAAAAGGAUAGCAAUGAGAAAGUAAUCCCUGAUGACCAACAAAGGGGAAAAGAAGAGAAGGAAACAGACAUCAGGGAGACUGGCAAGGAGGAAGGGAUGGACAUCAAAGGCACAUCUGAUGAGAAAAAGAAUACUCCAGAUGCAUCAAAACCUGCAGAGGCCAUUGUGGGGACAAGCCAUAAAAUUCCACAACAACCAACAUCUAUGGACGUGGGAAUGGCCUCAGCAACACCAGAGACACUUACUGAGGAAGAAGACCAUAAAGAGAAGGCUGUGGAGGAAGAUAAGAAACAAGAGGAAGUAGACAAGCCAUCUGUAUCAGACAUGGACAGUGCUAGAGUUGCAGCGCAGGUGGUAAAUGGAGAGGUGGCUCAUCCAGGUAAAAAGGUAGAAGAGGUCGUAAUGGAAGAAGUUGUGAAGGCGGCCAAACCAGAAAAGGAAGACCUUCCUGAAGCAAGAAAGCUGUCUAAUGGGCCAGUGGAGUGCCAUACAGCCGAUGACGAAACAGUAUCACAGAAGCCCCAACUUUUCGACGACCACCCCCCUCCCCUGGAGGCCAGCCUGAUCAAUUUCGACCGCAGUCCGGAAGAUGUCACGCCGCCUCCCGAGACCGCGGACAUGGAUGACUUUAUGGGACAUACUGACCGCCAGGCUCCUAGGAAUGAGGAUGAAAUAACAGAAUCUGCCGUGGACGACUUUGUAGCUCUGAACCAGGAGGCAGUGAGCCUCAUGGAUACUUCCCACGCUCACGCCGCGCAGUAUUUGGACGACAUGGGUCCGCCCAAAACGGACAAAGCACCCCCUGACGUCCUUCCUCCCUCCUCACCUGGACAACAUGACGACAUGUACAGUUUCCAGAGGCCCAAAGAAGAGGAGGGGUUAAAGUCAUUAGGCGGAUAUAGGCCUGUGUAUGCUAAUGAGGGAGACGUGCAGUUGGAUAAUGAGGGUAACAAGGUAGGAGAAGAUUAUGAGCCAGAGGAGGUGGGCUUCUCGUCGAUGGUGGAGAUGGCAGAACCUGUACAAAGGGAGCCGCCUGCCUGGUCCGGGGGAGCACCAGCUUGGUCUGAAUCAGUGCCUGCGAAUAAGGAUUCAGAACCUGAAUCUGAGGACGAGAAUGUGGAACCUGCUGCUGCCAAUGCUAACGUCCAGCCUGACAAUGGGAAUGUGGAGCCUGGAGUUUCUCCCUGGGAAGCAAAAGAGGAAGCCCCGCCCGCUCAGUGGGCACAGCCGUCCACAAAUCCGUUUGCGGCUUCCCUAAAUCCAUUUGACAGGCAGCCAGAAACGGCAAAUGAACCCUUCGGUGUGGAAGACAAAGUGGUGGAACAAGCUUUUCCACAGGAACCUAUGGAUGUAGAGGAGCUGGAUGAAGAGGCACGAGAUGCCUUUCCUGACAAGGAGGAGCCGCCAAUGAUGGUUGGUGGGCUGGUCAACGCGGCCUUUGAUGAUGAAGAGGAAGAAGAAGAAAGGGAGGUAGCACAGUUCCCAGAACAGCAGAGGAAAGCUGAGGUGCGGGAAGAUGAACAAGACCUGGAACAGCAGGAAGAAGAAUCUGAAUCAGAGGAAGAGGAAGAAGAUGCCAUACAUGUGGAUGUACCUGUGUCACAACCUGAAGAGGAGAAACCACUUCAACAGGAAGACCUGUUUGCUGACCAGCCGUCUGACCAGGUGGUGCCGCAGCCCGACAUUGUUCCAGGUAUUUCCAGAGAAGAGGAGGAAGAUGAGAUAAAAGAAGCACCAGUUUCCGUGCCUGCAGAGGAGGUACAGAUGCCUGCAGAAGUUCCCAAAGAAAGUGCAAUUCCAGACGAGGACUUUGAGAGAGAGGUAGACGUCAGUGUGCCUGCUGAGGAGGUUGCCAUGCCAACUGAGCCUGUUGCCAUGCCAACUGAGCCUGUUGCCAUGCCAACUGAGCCUGUUGUCAUGCCAACUGAGCCCACUGCUGUGCCAGCUGAGCCUGUCUCCAUGCCACCAGAACCAGCCCCCCAAGAGACCCUGUCCCCAGAGGAUGAAGAGGCAUUAGCUCUGGAGGAAGAGGAGCUUGCCAGGGAGCUUGCCAGGGAGGAAGCUGAAUUAGCCAGAGAAGAAGAAGAAGAAGCCAGACUUGUCUCAGGAGAAGUAGAGACCAAGAUGGACACUGCUGAAGAUAAGCCAGAGGUUGCUGCUUUCAUUACUGAGGAGCCUGGAGAGGCUCGCGUGCUUUCACCUGAACCUGGAGAGGCCCAUGUGCUUUCUCCUGAGGCUGAGGAGACCCAUGUGCUCUCUCCUGAGGCUGAAGAGGCUCAUGUGCUUUCUCCUGAGGCUGAGGAGGACCGUGUGGUUUCUCCUGAGGCUGAGGAGGCCCAUGUGCUUUCUCCUGAUGCUGAGGAGGCUCAUGUGUUUUCUACUGAGCCUGGAGAGGCUCGUGUGCUCUCACCUGAGGCUCCUAGCGAGGAAGAGGUUGCUUCUCCAGAGCUAGCUGCUGCCAUGGCAGAAAAACCUGUCACCCCCUCCACGGAGGAGGCCAUGCCGACCCCGGACGAGCUGGCCAUGCAGAGGGGAGUCAUGGAGGAGGCUGACCAGGCAGAGGACGUCGUUCUCACCAAGGAAGUGCCAGAAUUCGCAGCAGCUCUGGGAGCCGGAGCCAUCUUUGGAAGCUUCGGGGAAGCAAAAGGAGAGGUUGCUCCUGAUGACUUACCAGUGGAAAAGACCACGCCGACAUUUUCCGAGGCCGAAACGUUACCAGCCGAGACACCGGAGACCCUACCGUUAGCAGAGACGCCAGAAAAGUUACCUGCCGAGACACCUGAAAAACUGCUGGAAGAGACAUCUGAUGAGACACCUGAGAAGCCACCUGAGGAGACACCUGUUGAAGAUGUUGCAGCUGCAAAACCUACACCUGAGCCAAAGAAGAAGGAGGAGGCUAAGAAGAAGGAGGGCAAGGAUAUUAAGAGAUUUGCCCUUUCUUCAAGUAAGAUUCCGGUUAAAGCAGCUACCCCCACGCCAGGCAAACAGAAGCCAGAGAAGAAAACACCUAAGUCAGCCCCACCAACGAGAGCUGCCCCUCCAAGACCUCGACCGUCUUCCGCUACGCCAACCGGCGCUAAGAGACCAGCCGCUGUAGCUAAGACUCGAGAUAGAACAAGGCCGGGAACAAACAACGCAGAGAGGGCUACCAGGCCAAAACAACUCAACAGACCCAGAGCCGACAAGAAGAAGCCACCAGAGAAGCCUAAGCCCAAAGCGGCGUCACCACGAACUCCAAAGACUGAUGACAAGACUGCAAAGCCGCCAGCGCCAAGGAAGCCAAAGGACGUAAAGGAAAAAGUUCAGAAGAAAGUCGCGGAAAAGAAACCUCCCACAGCCGCAAAGGCUGCUAAACCUGCUACUGAGAAAAGGGCGCCCAAACAAAAGCCCAAGAAGCCUGAGCCUCCUCAAAACGACAAGGUGGAGCCCAAGGAAAACAAAAAAGAGGCUCCGGGCACCCCCAACAGUCGUCCAAGCUCGACCCGGAGCAGCGGCUCAAUGCCGGACACAAAGAAGGUCAAGUCCAAGAUUGGAUCAACCGCCAACAUACAUCACAAGCCAGGGGGCGGAAAUGUGCCAAUCUUCAGUGACAAGACAGAUUACAGCAAGGUGUCAUCCAAGUGUGGCUCAAAAGACAAUAUAAAACACACUCCUGGAGGCGGUAAUGUUGCGAUCACCCACGUCAAACAAGACUUUAGCAAAGUUGGAUCCAAAUGUGGUUCAAAGGAUAACAUCAAGCACUCUCCAGGGGGAGGGAAUGUUAAAAUUACUGAGGUUAAGCAGGACUACAGUCGAGUGUCCUCGCGCUGCGGCUCCAAGGACAACAUAAAACACACGCCGGGUGGCGGCAACGUAAAGAUUGCAAGUGCAAAGGUUGAUUUCACCAAAGUUGGAUCCCGCUGUGGAUCCAAAGACAACAUAAAGCACACCCCCUCUGGUGGAGACGUAAAGAUUGCGAGCGUAAAGGUCGAUUACAGCAAAGUUGGGUCUCGAUGUGGAUCGAAGGACAACAUAAAGCACAGUCCAACCGGCGGAGAUGUGAGGAUCAAGCACAAGAAGCUGGAUUUCAGCAAUGUGCAGUCCAAGUGUGGAUCCAUGUCCAACAUCAAGCACAAGGCUGGGGGAGGACAGGUGAAAAUCGAGAGCCGCAAACUUGGCUUCAAGGACAAAGCCGCUUCCAAGGUCGGAUCUCUGGACUAUGUUGACCACAAGCCUGGUGGUGGGGAGAAGAAGAUUGAGACAGUAAAACUAGACUUCAAGGACAAGGCUCAGUCAAAGGUCGGGUCACUCGAUUAUGUAGAUCACCAACCCGGAGGAGGGGACAAGAAGAUUGAGACAGUAAAACUAGACUUCAAGGACAAGGCUCAGUCAAAAGUCGGGUCACUCGAUUAUGUAGAUCAUCAGCCAGGAGGAGGAGACAAACAGAUUGAGACAGUAAAACUAGACUUCAAGGAGAAAGCCCAGUCAAAAGUCGGGUCACUCGAUUAUGUAGAUCACCAACCGGCCGGAGGAGACAAGAAGAUUGAGACAGUAAAACUAGACUUCAAGGACAAGGCUCAGUCAAAGGUCGGGUCACUCGAUUAUGUAGAUCACCAACCCGGAGGAGGGGACAAGAAGAUUGAGACAGUAAAACUAGACUUCAAGGACAAGGCUCAGUCAAAAGUCGGGUCACUCGAUUAUGUAGAUCAUCAGCCCGGAGGAGGAGACAAACAGAUUGAGACAGUAAAACUAGACUUCAAGGAGAAAGCCCAGUCAAAAGUCGGGUCACUCGAUUAUGUAGAUCACCAACCGGCCGGAGGAGACAAGAAGAUUGAGACAGUAAAACUAGACUUCAAGGACAAGGCUCAGUCAAAGGUCGGGUCACUCGAUUAUGUAGAUCACCAACCCGGAGGAGGGGACAAGAAGAUCGAGACCCAGAAGCUUAGCUUCCGUGAAGAGGCCAAGGCCAGAACAGACACUGGGUUCGACGGCGGGAGUCCAAGACGUGAGAGCGUAGGGUCCGCUGCGUCUGGCGGAACGGGGACCUCAUCUUAGUCCCGUGGCCCGGAGACCGUUUAGCGUCACGAGGCAGCGAAAAACCAUAGUUAAGCAUGACUUUGUCUUGUAACCCCAAGGCCUAAGUGAAGCAAUGUUGUUUCCUAGUAGUACCAUACUAUACUGUACGUCCGCUUUCAUCCUUGUGAUUCCAAAUACACUGUACAAGAUGCAGAUUAUAACCAAGGAAGCAUAUUACAAGAAAACUGAAUAGAGAGGAAAGAUUUGUGCUACUGAGUUAGGUCCAGUGUAGGCAAGCAUCUGUUAUUGAGUGGGAGAAAUAGAUACUUUGAAGGUUGGAUGUUUAGUAGGGAUAUGUCCCUAUAUAGUGUACUGCAUUGUUAAUGUUAAAACUGAUGUCAUAAGAAAAGGACUUUGAAUUUGAAACAGGCAAUGUUUAUUGAAUACGAAGCUGUGAACAUUUCAAAGGUUGCUAAAUACUGAGUGACAACAAGCACUCAUAUACUGAGCACUGAACGGCCCCCCACCGAGAUCGUUGUACAAAGUUUGAAAUAGAUAUAAAGUGCUUUGCAUGCAGUCCUGAUGACACAUUUGUGGACAAUUUUAGAAGCUUACCAAUUAAAAUGUACUAAUGCCUAACGGCCCUACCAUCCCCCUAAGUGACUAUCGACUCUUCUCAAGAUUAGAUAUGUUAGCUAGCUUGCAAUCACUGAUGUAGAUAGUAGAUCGUAAGUUGCACGUUAAACAAUUAUGCUAAUACUGCUACAUGUAGCUUUGCUGGAAUGACAUGAAUGUUUUGGCUUUCAUAUAGAGGUGAAAAAUGGUUUUGGAGCCCGUGUAAACUGCUUAAGAAAGGUUUUAUGAAAAAAAAUGUGAGAGUACCGGACAAAAGGGGAAUGUGGAGCAUUGAGUCAGUAGAUUUGAUUUUUUAAAGGUUGACUCUUUUUACGAGGAAUGGUUUUUAAGACAGUCAUAUAACUUUUAUUGAUCUUAAACAAGAAGAAAGAAUUUGGAGUGGGAAUUAUGAAUUGUAGGGAAGAAGAGAUUUUGAACAGGGCUACCAAGUUUUAAUGAAAUUGACACCCUAAAGUUGUGAUUAUAACAAAAAAAUGGAUGACAAAACUUGUAGGUUUGUCCAAGCAGUAAAAAAAAACAUGUUUCUGGCAAACUUGAACUAUAUGUAAGAGAUGUUUGCUUUUUGUCGGUUUGCUUCAGAAUAUGCAGUAUACAUGUGGUAAUAUAUUAAUAAUUUGCUUUGUUGUAGUCAAUGUGGCAAAUGCAUUUUAACAGAUAAGAAACUUUGCAAAGGAGUCAGAAUCGGAAGAUAAUAAGAUUUAGUUGCUUAAUCGCACUUCUUAAAGAGAUUGCAUGAAAACCUUUAUUGUAUGCAGUGUCGGUUAGCUUGAACAUUUUGCUUCAAAAUUAUUUGCUCCCUAUCUGUUACGAAAAGCUGAAGUCGGAUGUACAUAAUUUGAGCUACAGCUUGAAUUUAGAACAAAGCAAGGCCAGUGAUGAUGUGGAAUAACUUUUGUGGCAACGGCUUUCAAGAUAAAAACUGAUUCAGUGCAAUGCUUAAGAAGUCACUGAUAGUUUCCAACUGACUUUUCUGCUGCAGACUGUUCUUGUAUUAGCAGUUGCUGCCUUGUCUUCAACAGCACUGGCAGAAACUGAGCAAAACCAUAACAUUAACCAGAAUCUGAUCUCUUGACAGCAGUGUAAUGUGUAAGUAACUAGAGCAAUUCCCAUACUUAAAACAGAAUUACUACAUGUUAUGUAUUUUAACUUAUUUGAGAUUGCGAUUUAUUUUUCACAUUGUGCGACCAUUUACUCUGAAUGUGUGUUUUGUGUUAUGUUACUGCCAUUGAAUGCACAUGAUAAAAUUUGUAACAACAGUUUUGGAUUGGGAAGAGUUUAUUUUAAAGUGAUCAAAAUGGUAGCUUUUUUUAUUUGAUUGAUAGCCCUCAAACGUAACACAAAUUGAGUGAGUGGCGCCUGUGAAUGUGUUAUUAUCUUGAUACAUGUACAUCAAGAGGUUUGAGGAAAGAUAUGAAGAAAAUGAUGUCCUAUGCUAGAUUCUAAGCAUUGGUGUUGAGUAUUGAUAGGCAUGGUGAGGCUUAGUCAAAACCUGGUAAGUUGGCUUUUACCCCCAGAAAUCAAAUUAUUUGUGACUGACAGUACCAACUGCAAGGCGACCCUUAGAACUUUUUGUCAAUUUGGGUAGGAAAAUGAAAUUCCUUGGGUUACAGAUAAAACCAGCUCAUAGAAACCAUUCUUUGAAUUGAAGUGAUUUUGAUUUUUGGGAGAACUACUGUGAGAAAGGAACAUCAGAAUGGUACCGUUCACAAUGCAAACCUCCAAAAGGCCACGCCAAUUUGAUUUGAGGUUUCAAAUAUUGGUUUCACUGAUAUUUUACAGUCUGCACACAAGUGAACACUGAAUCUUAAAUACAUUCAUUUUGAUUGGAAAUUAAGAUAUCCCACGUUUUGCUAAAAUGCCAGCUGUAUUUUAUUCUAUAUCAGAACUUUCUGCUUUAUCCCAACGUUUUUCAGAGAAAGUUCUGACAAACAACUUAUCAGAUUGAAAUGGCCUAACGUUGGAGUCAUCACUUUAUGGACAAGUGAACUAACGCAGCAUGUUUAUGCCAAGUAUUCUGGUUAAGACACAGCUUCUAUUUUCCUUACAGUUUGCCCUCACUGCUAGAUUUACUCAUAAGGCUAGGUGUGCUGGGUAAUCAUUUGUUUUGAUGUGUUUCACUGUAUCAACGUUGCGCACAAGCAUAUAUGGUUGUUUUGUUCUAUUUAUUUGUUUGCAGUGUCACUUAUAUAUCUGUGAAGAGAAUGGCAAUUGCUCUAGGUAGACUAGUACAUACUCUGUAUCUCUUCGCUUGAUAUUGCACCAAUAAAAGGCCCCCUGGCUUCUUAAGUUGGAA